GUUGGAGGACUGCUCGUCCUCGCAGGAAGCUUUGCUGCAGGAAAGGAUUAAGACAAGGGUGUGUAGUUGGGGGAAAGCAAGACACUUAUCUCUGAUUGGGCGGACCCUGGCAGUUAUGGCAUCAGCGUUCGCCCUGCUGUGGUAUGUUGCAGCGAUCAGAAAGUUUUUCUCCGACCCUGCUCAAAACAGCCAAGGCGGUGACCAGAUGCUUCGUUUGGAAGUCAGAAGGUGAUCCACCACGGGGCUUUAUCUCGAAGGUGGCAUGGCACACGAUAUGUGCCCCCAGAGAGGAGGGGGGUUUGUCCUUGAUAGACCCAGGGUCUCAGAACAAUUACUUGCUAGCCCGAUGGGUAGUCAGAGUUGCAGAAGCGGAAGAGGUGGGUGACUGGAUACUGUUGGCCGAAGCUCUGCUGGCCUCGGAUAGGAAGUUGGCCAGGCCUUCUGACGUUUGGGUGGUCAUUAUGACAAAAACCUUUGCAGAGAAACGUCCCAACUCUAGAUUUUGGCGGGACGUUCUGGCGGCGUGGAAACAUGCAAGGCCAACAGAAAGGAUUGCCCCCAAAUCGAAAGAAGAUGUGAAAUGCCAGACACUCUUCGAAAAUCAGUGGAUAACAGACGAUGAAGGCGCUCCCUUUUUGCUGGAAAGGAAGCCAGGAGCUUUUGGGCUAAGCUGGGCCCAGAAAGGUAUCUCCUUGGUUGGAGACCUAUGGGAUGCAGGCACAAACCAGUGGAAACCAGACGCACACCUCCGAGAGGUGUUGAGACAGCUCCCCUUGAAAGAAGAACGCGCACAGAAGCUUAGAGCAGCUAUCCCCGAUGAAUGGAAGUGUCUGCUGGGUCCGGAAGGGAUUGAUCCGCCAGGAACAUGGUACAAGUGGGACAAUGGCGAGGAAGAGUGGUACUGCAGACUCGAGAGCUGGUUUGAGGAUGGGUCAGGCCGCUGUUGGUUGGAGACGUAUAAACGGGUGAAGGCUUUCUCCCCCACGCUGCAGAGAGUGGGGAUGCACUUCCAAUAUGGACUGAGGAACUUAACAGAGGUAAGGGUCAGACUGCAGGAGCCUGAGGAGAGAGGCCUCCCAAUGGUUCUGCAGUUGGUGGCAAACGGGACUCCUUUAAAAGACCUGAGGAUCGACGCUGCAACAUGGGGAUGGAGGAUUAACGAGGAGCUGGCCACAGGACUGGAAAACCUCAGCGCAAAACUGAUCUCAAAGAAGAACGGGGAUAGUCUCUCCAACACGGAGAUUGUACAGCAUCGGUGGAGCAGGGUGAAUCCCUCUCGGAAACCCAGGCAGAAGCUACCUUCCUAUCACUACUGGCCACCGCAAUUCAAGCAGACUGGUCACGACGGGUGGUACAGGCAGACAGAAUGGAAGGGCGGCGCUGGUUCCAGGGAACCUGGGGCUUGGGCUUGGCCCACAUCUCCCCAGAAGGAAAGCUGGUCUUGGGGAAUUGGCUUACAGGUCGUCUUGAUCGUUCGAAUCAAGAUCAAGACUAGAUUCAACUUGAUCCCUGGAGGAUCGUCUUCUGUUAUCACUAAUAACAGGAAGCAGCCCCCCAUGUCGUCGUCCAGCCACAGCCUGCACAGCUUCGAACAGCAGGAGGCAGCGAGGAGCCGAGCGUCGCAGCAGCGGGAGGAUCUGAAGGAAGCGGCCGACUUCAGCAGGAAGCAGCCCGCCACUUCGUCGUUCAGCCAUAUCCUGCGCAGCUUUGAACAGCAGCACGAGGGAGCCGAGGGUCGCAGCAGCGGGAGGACGCGAAGGAAGCAGCGGCCAUAUCCAGAGAGACAGACAAUGGAAUUGGCAAUUGAAGCUUCGGUAGCCAUCACUGCGGCCAAGGUACAGGUGCUUUUGCGUAAUCGGGACGAAGUGGAUGCUUUUCAAGAGCUUGUAGAGGGUUAUGGCUUCUAUUUGGGCCUUGCGACGGAGGCGGCGGGUCGUGUUUGUGUACUAGAGAAGAAGCUUGUGCAAGUACAAGAUGACAGGGACACAGUGGCUGCGGUCCUCCAGCGGACUGAACGAACGAUUCAGAGGUCUCCGGACAUCGAUGCUCUGGAGGCGAAGGUCGAGGCAUUACAACAAGAUCUGGGCCAAAGCUACAAGGCAAGUGCAGAAGUGUCUCAGCAGCUCGUGCAGGCCAGCAGCCUUGCGCAGUCCCUUCGCGAGGAGUUGGAAGAGAAGAAGAAGGUCGUCGUGAAUCUUCAGGAAAGCCUCGCCGUGGCCGACGCCAAGGUUGAUUACCUGGAGGGUGCGCUGAAGGAAAAGACAAAUGCCGUAGAGCUGACAUCAAUGGAGGCAGAGGCAGCACUAAGGGAGAGGAUCGAAGUAGAGGAGAAACUUAGGAUUGCGGAGGCCGAGAACCGCAGCUUUGUGGAUAAGCUGAUGGAGUUUAAGUUGAAAGAGGCGGAAAAGAUCAAUGAACUCAAUGCCAUGUACGAAGAUAUGGUGAAGCAGUUCCAAAGGACCCAACUCCAGGAGCUAGCAAGGAGGUCGGUCGAUGGCGUUGUGCGUAGAAGUGAGGAUAUGGCAGAGGAUUUCAUGCCGUCUGGUCUUCCAUCGGGUGUGAAGAGUACGACACGUGUGCAUGACGGGGAUUGCUCUUCGGCUGUAUUCGGCUAUAGAAAUGGAAUAGUACUGACUGGUGGAAUGGACCGGCAGGUGAAAAUGUGGCACGUGGACAACAUGUCCGAGAAACAAAAACUGCGCGGGUCUCUGGGGUCGAUUAUGGAUAUCGCUAUCUCACUAGAUAACAAAGGGGUGCUUGGCGCGGGGACCGACCAUAAGAUCAUGUUAUGGGAUGUGGACUCUGGGAGGGAGCGACACGUGCUCACCGGGCACACGGAAAAGGUCUGCUCAGUGGAUUUCAGCAAAGCAGACAGACGCAGAGCCGUGAGCUCGGCGUACGAUCGCACAAUCAACGUCUGGGAUUUACAUAGAGGAUAUGGUAUCCAGACAAUCUUGACGCACAGCAACUGCAAUGCCCUCUGCCUCACUCCAGAUGGUGCAAUGAUCUGUACCGGCCACACAGACGGCCACUUGCGCUUCUGGGAGAUGAAGAAUGGCGUGCUUGUGAACGAGGUGCCGGCGCAUUCACGAGCCAUCACGAGCAUCUCAGUAUCGCAGGGAGGAACGUCCAUUCUCACAAACGGACGAGAUAACGUGUUGAAUGUGUUCGAUCUUCGAACAUUCGAAGCCCGGUGCACACUCCGAGCCCCUGGGUAUUUAGCCCCUUCCAAUUGGAGCAGGGCAUGUAUGAGUCCUGACGACAAGUACAUUGCCGCAGGUUCCUCCGACAGUAAUGUGUACGUCUGGUCUCACACCACUGCCUCCCUUGAGCGAGUGCUUCGAGGGCAUACCAGUCCGGUGUUCGCAUGCGCAUGGUGCGACCUUGGCCGGCCACUUGUCUCUUGUGACAAAAAUGGCUUUCUUCUUGUGUGGGAAUGACUCCGCAACAUGUGAUCAGAAAUCAAUCACAGCAGAAAGGAAAUGGAGAUUGGUGGUUUCAGGUUUCAUCUCAGAAGUGUGCAUCAUGUGUAAGAGUGACAUUUUUUUGUGUGUCAGGGAGUAGCAGGUCGGAGGUGCCUGUUGAUUGUUGCCUCGCGGAAGGCAUGCAGGAACCAAGCGGAAGGCGUGCGAGAGGGCAUGCGGAAGGCGUGCAAGAGGGAGCGCAGAUGAGUUUACUUACGUGCGAGAGGGCGCACGGAAGGCAUUGGAAAGGGAGAGCGGAAGGCGUGCGAGAGGGGGCGUGGAAGGCAUGCGAGAGGGCGCGCGGAAGUCGGGUGAGAGCCCCGUGUAAGGCAGGCGAGGGGCCCCGUGGAAGGCGGGUGAGGAGCCCCGCAGAAGGCGGGUGAGGGGCACUGCGGAAGGUGGAUGGGGAGCCCAGUGGAAGGCGGGUGAGGAGCCCAGUGGAAGGCAGGCAGAGUCCCGCAGAAGCCGGGGGAAGCUGGGUGAGGAGCCCUGCGGAAACGGAGCCUAGGAGCUCCACCAAUGGCAGCGAGGAGAAAUAAAAAAGAACGGGGAACAAGGCUGGCAACGAGGAUGGCGACGAAUGUCAGGGGGAGGGCUCAAAAAAAUUAGAAAGGGGCCUGUGAAGGAAGGAGGGCAGCUUACUCUCACAAAAUUUUCCGUGUCUGGGUGCAUCAGCGAGAGGAGUUCAGGGCAUGGGAGGCUGGGCUAGUGCGCAGCGCUCGUGGCCCCCCUUGAUAAUCGUCCUGUGUAUAAGGAGGUGUGUUGUGCCUCAAGAUCGUGUGUAUAUAUCCAUACAUGUCUUAUGUGCAUCAUGGCUUGUGUGUGUGUACUAAAAGCCGUCGCAAACUGCGUAUGGACCUCAUUGCCGU
Molecule: messenger RNA, 4333 nt
Organism: Chara braunii
Lineage: Eukaryota; Viridiplantae; Streptophyta; Charophyceae; Charales; Characeae
Source: the annotation of a GenBank genome assembly